AGAAGUCAAAGUAGGUCGUUACAUCUCUUUCUAAUAGGGUUGUUUCCAAUUGUUUGAAACGUAUUACGUUCUAUAUUAACUAAAAGUUGCCCUAAAAUUCAACUUUUAUACUAAAAACGGCUUUAAAUAUGUUAAAUUAACAAAAUAUAUUUUGACAGAUGCUUUCGCGCCCAAAACGCUCUUUGAAAAUUGUGUGACUUCACAGUUUACGGUUUGACACAUAAUUACAUACACACGUAGAAGAUACGAACUGUCAACUGACAUUUGUCAUUUGUUGUUUAUCGCCUGUCAACAGUGUUAAUCCGAGAGUUGUGACGUCAUCAGAAUCUUCAAUGACAUUUCGAGUUUGGUCACGUGACGUGUACCAAAAGAUAUUUUAAAUUCAAUAUUUACAAAAAUAUGGUCAUUACAGGUCCCCUAAAAGUAGUUUAACAUGUUCUUAUAAUCCAAAAGAAUUUAUUGGGAUACAAUUAUGCCCUAAGAUUUGUAGAUGGAAACAACCCUAUUAGGGUGACCAUGAGUUAUAUAUGUGGACACACUUUUUGGCCAAUGUACCCUAUCCGGAUAAUCUUAUAAGUCCGUGGUCUGACGUGAAGAAACGAAAUGUCAGAAGUGUCAGAACGCAGAAUCGGAACGUAAACGUAAUCUAACCUCAUUUCUCCAAAAGUUUAUAUUUUAAGUAAAAACAAAGGAUUAGGAAAAUAAAGUCAUUUAUGUAACGCGCGUGCGAUGAGACUAUUCCUAAAAAUGAUUAAAUGAACAUUCUGUCUCAAGCUAAGGAAUUUAUUAUACGAGACACAAGUCACAGAGUAGCAAUGGCAGAUUUAUUUGUUGCUGUCGUUUGUUCUUCGAACAUGAACCGUAGCAUGGAAGCCCAUGCAUUCCUGGCUAAGAAAGGGUUCAAAGUGAAAUCAUUUGGAACGGGAGAAAAAGUGAAACUGCCGGGUGCAUCGGCCGAUCGACCUAAUUGUUAUGAGUUUGGAGUUCCGUACGAUGAUAUUUAUAACGACUUAUUGGACAAAGAUAAGACAUAUUACACCCAAAAUGGAUUGCUGCACAUGUUAGAUAGAAAUCGAAGAAUCAAGCCAUGCCCAGAGAGGUUCCAGGUUUGCAAUGAUCGCUUUGAUGUGAUCAUCACAUGUGAGGAAAGGGUAUAUGAUCAAGUAAUUGAAUGGUUCGGGUCAAGGAGGUCCAUUCACAACCAGCCUGUGCAUGUGGUCAACAUCGACAUACAGGACAACCAUGAGGAAGCUACCAUCGGUGCAUUUCUCAUCAGUGACAUGGUUUCUAAGAUGGCACAGAGUGAUGACUUGGACAAUGAUAUUGAUGAAUUAUUACAUGACUUUGAGGGCAAAUGCCAUAGACCCAUUUUGAAUUGUAUUAUGUUUUAUUGAUAUACUUUAAAUCCAUGCCCAAUUGA
This is a messenger RNA of Cydia pomonella (codling moth), 1420 nucleotides long. Its product is annotated as RNA polymerase II subunit A C-terminal domain phosphatase SSU72-like. Gene Ontology annotation, biological process: termination of RNA polymerase II transcription. Gene Ontology annotation, molecular function: RNA polymerase II CTD heptapeptide repeat phosphatase activity. Gene Ontology annotation, cellular component: nucleus; mRNA cleavage and polyadenylation specificity factor complex. The coding region runs from base 756 to 1394 and encodes 212 amino acids. NCBI's taxonomy places the organism in Eukaryota, Metazoa, Arthropoda, Insecta, Lepidoptera, Tortricidae. The transcript has a single exon. The record is from RefSeq and is a predicted model, not a curated record.